Messenger RNA from Archocentrus centrarchus (flier cichlid), 2176 nucleotides. It is a transcript of the gene chrm2a, whose product is annotated as cholinergic receptor, muscarinic 2a. Gene Ontology annotation, cellular component: synapse; plasma membrane; dendrite. Gene Ontology annotation, biological process: chemical synaptic transmission; regulation of heart contraction; adenylate cyclase-inhibiting G protein-coupled acetylcholine receptor signaling pathway. NCBI's taxonomy places the organism in Eukaryota, Metazoa, Chordata, Actinopteri, Cichliformes, Cichlidae. The record is from RefSeq and is a predicted model, not a curated record. The transcript has 4 exons. Gene Ontology annotation, molecular function: G protein-coupled acetylcholine receptor activity; G protein-coupled serotonin receptor activity. The coding region runs from base 390 to 1898 and encodes 502 amino acids.
UCUCCACUUUCUCCUGUGCAGCGCGUUUCGUCUCCAAAGCCUGUUUUCAGAAGCAUGUCCUCAGACAUGCAACAGCGGUGCGAUGAAGCGGACCAAAAAGAAGCCACCAGCAUGACAGCAUAAAAGCAGAUUGAAUCUCGCAGUCAUGCUUUGAAUGACGGACAGGGAGCUUGUUGAAAAUAAAUCGAGUGCAGGACUCAAAGUGGCCAUGGCUAUUAACCAUGAAGCUGGAGCCUGAUCAGCCAGUCUCUUCCAGUCCAACCAAGCGUCUCUGGUGCUACACUAAACGGACACUCAGAAUAUGUCAACCAAGCACGAGAAAGCCCAACAGACUGCUUAACACUUGCCGUUCCAUCUGAGUAGGAGGUGGCGACAAAAGACCAAAUGCCAUGGAUGCAUUCAAUUUCACAUAUUGGAAUGCCUCUGAAGGCAAUGACACAGAAGUUGUGGAAGAGAGUGAAAGCGCCUACAAGACUGUGGAGGUGGUGUUCAUCGUGUUGGUGGCUGGUUCCCUCAGUUUGGUUACAGUUAUUGGAAAUAUCCUAGUCAUGCUUUCCAUCAAAGUUAAUAGGAACUUGCAAACUGUCAACAACUACUUUUUAUUCAGCCUUGCAUGUGCUGAUCUAAUUAUUGGACUGUGCUCAAUGAACUUGUACACGGUCUACAUAGUGAUUGGCUACUGGCCCCUGGGGCCAGUGGUGUGCGACUUGUGGUUAGCAUUGGACUAUGUUGUCAGCAAUGCAUCUGUCAUGAAUCUUCUCAUUAUAAGCUUUGAUAGAUACUUUUGUGUCACCAAGCCCCUCACCUACCCUGUCAAAAGGACCACCAAAAUGGCAGGAAUGAUGAUUGCAGCAGCCUGGGUCCUGUCUUUCAUCCUCUGGGCGCCUGCUAUUCUCUUCUGGCAGUUCAUUGUUGGUGGGCGGACUGUGCCUGAGAAGGAGUGCUAUAUCCAGUUCUUUUCCAAUGCUGCCGUUACUUUUGGCACAGCGAUUGCUGCCUUUUACCUACCUGUCAUCAUCAUGAUUCAGCUAUACUGGCAGAUCUCCAGAGCAAGCAAGAGCCGCGUGAAGAAGGAUAACAGGAAGCCAUCAGGAGUAAAUCCAGAAUCCCUCUCACCGGGCCAGAGGAGAAACAACACUCCAAAAUCUAACAACAACAAUGUACCAGGGGAAGAUGCGGGGCAUUCGCAGAGCCAGAAUGCUGCUGAUGGGGCAAACCAGCAUGAUGGAAAACUUCAAAAUGGCAAAGGACCUUCCUCGACCAAUGCUGAGGGAGAAACUGAAGGUGAUGAUGUGGCAAGGGAAAAUUGUACUCCUGGAGAGGAGAAGGAAAGCUCCAAUGACUCAACAUCUGGCAGUGUGGUUGCUUCCAAUCAGAAAGAUGAGGAACCAGCACCAUCCACAGCCAACUCCAGUCUUGAGACAAGCCAGCCACUCACACGUCAGCGAGCCAAGGCAGGGGGCUCCAAGCUGACAUGCAUUAAGAUCAAGACUAAAUCACCCAAAGGGGACUGCUACACGCCAUCUAAUGCCACUGUUGAGAUUGUCCCAACCUCAGAGCGGCAGAACCACGUGGCUCGGAAGAUUGUGAAGAUGACUAAGCAACCUCCAAACAAGAAGAAGAAAGCAGCGCCAUCACGGGAGAAAAAAGUUACCCGCACCAUAAUGGCCAUCCUGGUAGCUUUUGUUGCCACCUGGACUCCUUAUAAUGUGAUGGUGCUUAUUAACACCUUUUGCUCUAGUUGUAUCCCCAACACAGUGUGGACUAUUGGUUACUGGCUAUGCUAUAUCAACAGUACCAUUAAUCCGGCCUGCUACGCCCUGUGCAAUGUCACAUUUAAAAAGACAUUCAAACAUCUUCUUCUCUGCCAAUAUAAGAAUAUUAGGUCAGCCAGAUAAAUACGUGCCACUUGAGAGGAACCACUAAUAAAUGAGCUCUGUGUCUAUGAGUGUGAAUGUGUGUGUCAUCCAUGAAUACAUGAGUGUGUCUGUGAAAGAGGUUUGUAAGCAUCAUAAAGACUGCAAGAGUACAUUUUGAAAUCAUUUACCAUCAUUUGGUCAUUCGUUCUUCAAAUUCUCUCAGUAACCGGUUGUAGCACUUUACACAAAUUCAGCUGAAGUCAGUUGCAUUGAGAUAUGUCUUGCAGAAACAGUGUAGAUAGGAAAGAUAGUGGGGU